Acanthamoeba castellanii str. Neff is the source of this 834-nucleotide messenger RNA. Its product is annotated as ankyrin repeat-containing protein. Bases 1 to 834 code for a protein of 277 amino acids. Lineage: Eukaryota; Discosea; Longamoebia; Acanthamoebidae. The record is from RefSeq and is a predicted model, not a curated record. The transcript is spliced from 5 exons. Gene Ontology annotation, molecular function: protein binding.
AUGGAGAUUGAGUCUACGCUGCCGGAGCCGGCGGCGGCGGCGGCGGCGGCAACAAGAAGCCUGACAUCGAAGAACGCAGCAGCUGCGGGUGGUUCGCCCGGCAUGCCACCGUGCGGCGAUGCCAUCGCACUACUCCUCCUCCAGGCCGGAGCCAGCUGCACCAUCCAGAACCGCUACGCACCGGAGGUGCUGACGAGAGCUGCCCCCACGAGCGAGGCUCGCGCCCUGUGGGACAGCGCCCUGGCUUCGCUCUUGGCCGUCGGCGCUGACGUCAGCAAGUACAACGGCAACGGCCAGAACGCGCUGCACGUGGCGUGCCGCGCCAACCUGGUGGUGGUGAUCAGGCAGCUGCUGGGCCAGCCGGGUGUGGACGUCAACGCGCCGGAGCUCGGCACGGGCCUGACGCCGCUCAUGCUUGCGCUGCGCAACGCCCAGUCCGAGCCUGUCGCACUGGUCUUGCUGCGUCACGGCGCCGACGCGACGCUGCGCAACGCCCUGGGCGGAUCGGCCGAGGACCUGGCCGGACCACAGCUAUGGGCGUCGCUCCUGCGCCAGGCCGCGCUUGCGCCGGACUCGAUCGACGACGACGAUGACCACCAGCGGCACAGCUCGGCGGAGGGUGUUGACCACCAUCGCGCCACUGGCCUCCUGUCGUCAGCCCCGAGACCACGCCCAGGUGCCAUCAGUCUCGUCGCACGUAGAGAGGCGAAGGGAGUCAGAUUGUUGCAGCAAGCCAAGGCCAACCGACUGAUGCAGCGCGCGCAACCUGCGCCCGAGCCAUUCGCCCAGCAUCUGCGCCCUUACAUGGGCUUCACCUCGGCUGCCGACCACUAA